Molecule: messenger RNA, 579 nt
Organism: Penicillium soppii
Lineage: Eukaryota; Fungi; Ascomycota; Eurotiomycetes; Eurotiales; Aspergillaceae
Exons: 3
Coding region: 1-579 (192 amino acids)
Source: RefSeq, a predicted model, not a curated record
AUGUCAUAUCCUCAACCUCCGGCGCAGAGAGCGCCUCCUCUGCGACAAUAUACCAAUGCUCCUUCGCCGUCCGUAACCUCGCCAGGAGGUUAUUCACAAGAUGGGUCUUAUGCUGGAUAUAGUGACGGAGGCAUGAGCGGCCACAACUACCCAACCGACCCAAGCUACGACGAUGUUUCCAGUCCAACUCUUCGGGUUCGCAGCACUACGGUGCCCCGCAGUCUCAACCGCGCUCGAUGCGCCCACCUGGACCUCCAGGCCCUCCAGGCCCUGGAUAUGGACGCCCUCCAAAUGGUUAUCCUCCAGGUGGGAGACCGCCGCAAUCGCGGCCAAGAACACCUGGUGGACGCCCUGCCCCAGGCGGCAGUUUCGACAAUCCCUUUCCAUCUUUCCCCAACCGAGACCCAAGAGACCCAAGAGACCCAAGAGACCCACGAGCUCCAAGGGACCCCAGAGACCCGAGAGACCCGCGAAGCCGUAGGGAUCCAAGAGAUCCAAGAGACGCAAGGGACCCAAGAGACCCCAGAGGACUGCCGAGAGACCCGAGGGAUCGUCGCGGUCCGCCAUCGCGCGAAUUAG